Messenger RNA from Cyprinodon variegatus (sheepshead minnow), 4221 nucleotides. It is a transcript of the gene usp25, whose product is annotated as ubiquitin specific peptidase 25. Gene Ontology annotation, molecular function: cysteine-type endopeptidase activity; cysteine-type deubiquitinase activity; protein binding. The transcript is spliced from 26 exons. Lineage: Eukaryota; Metazoa; Chordata; Actinopteri; Cyprinodontiformes; Cyprinodontidae. The coding region runs from base 154 to 3660 and encodes 1168 amino acids. The record is from RefSeq and is a predicted model, not a curated record. Gene Ontology annotation, cellular component: cytosol; nucleus. Gene Ontology annotation, biological process: protein deubiquitination; regulation of protein stability.
AGCGUUGCUAGUCACUUUGCCAUGGCGGCGCUAGUGUCGCUGAUUAAGGAGGGGACUUCGCAGCAUCUUGUUUGAAUUCCCUUUGGUGACGGAUACCGCGUGUGUUUACUUCUCCAAGAUUUGAUUUUAACAACAUUUAUCUCCAAAGCGGCCAUGACCGUGGAGCAGAAUGUCCUCCAGCAGCAUUCUCAGAAGCACCAGCAAACGCUACUAAACCAGCUGAGAGAGGUGACGGGCACCACAGACAUUCAGCUGCUUCAGCAGGCCCUGCAGGUGAGCAAUGGAGAUUUGGCUGAAGCCGUAGCUUUUUUAACAGAGAAGAACGCUAAGGUUCCUCAGCAAGAUGAAACUACCUACUACCAGACAUCCCAGGUGGCCAGUGACAGAUAUAUCAGUGUUGGCAGCCAGGCAGACACAAAUGUUAUUGACCUGACAGGGGAUGAUAAAGAUGACCUGCAAAGGGCGAUCGCCCUCAGCCUGGAGGAGUCCAACCGGGCGUUCAGGGAGACGGGGAUCACUGAUGAGGAGCAGGCCAUCAGCAGAGUUUUGGAGGCCAGUAUAGCAGAGAACAAGGCGAGCCUAAAGCGUACUCACACAGAAGUAUGGAGCGAUUCACCGAACCCUCAUGACAGAAAAAGGAAAGACAACUGCCCAGUGGGUCUAAAAAAUGUUGGCAAUACCUGCUGGUUCAGUGCUGUCAUACAGUCACUGUUCAACUUGCUGGAGUUCCAGAGGCUAGUUCUUAACUACUCGCCACCCGCCAGAGUCCUGGAUCUGCCUCGUAACCAGAAGGAGCACAGAAAUCUGCCCUUCAUGCAAGAACUGAGGAACCUGUUCUCCCUCAUGGUGGGGUCCAAGAGGAAAUACGUGGAUCCGUCACGGGCUGUGGAGAUCCUCAAAGACGCCUUCAAAUCCAGUGAGUCACAGCAGCAGGAUGUGAGCGAGUUUACCCACAAGCUGUUGGACUGGCUGGAGGACGCCUUCCAGAUGAAGGCUGAAGAAGACAGUGUGGGAGAGAAGCCAAAGAAUCCAAUGGUGGAGCUUUUCUACGGCCGCUUCCUUGCUGUUGGUGUGUUAGAAGGUAAAAAAUUUGAAAACACAGAGAUGUUUGGUCAGUACCCCCUGCAGGUGAACGGCUUCAAGGACCUCCAUGAAUGUCUGGAAGCAGCGAUGGUGGAGGGGGAGAUCGAGUCACUUCACUCGGCUGAAAACUCAGCCAGAUCUGGUCAAGAGCACUGGUUCACAGAACUCCCUCCUGUGUUGACCUUUGAACUAUCAAGAUUUGAGUUCAAUCAAGCCCUGGGACGGCCCGAGAAGAUCCACAAUAAGCUAGAGUUUCCCUCCAUGCUGUACAUGGACAGAUACAUGGACAGAAACAGGGAAAUAACCAGAAUUAAGAGGGAGGAGAUCAGACGGCUGAAGGAGCAUCUGAUGCUGUUGCAGCAGCGGCUGGAGAGAUAUUUGAGUUAUGGUUCAGGCCCCAAGAGGUUUCCUCUGGCAGAUGUCCUCCAGUAUGCCAUGGAGUUUGCCUCCAGUAAGCCUGUGUGUACCUCCCCAGUGGAGGAUAUAGACACAUCGGCUCCCCCUGGUGGCACAACAGGUCAACAGCUACCACCUCAGAGCAGCUCAGUUGAGCCGGACUCCCUCCCUCCCCCAGAGAGCUCAGGUCCUGCUUCUGCUUCCACUGCAGCUCCCACUGCAGCUCAGCAGCAGAGAGUACCUGUUCAUAAGCCCUUCACCCAGUCCCGGCUUCCACCAGACCUCCCAAUGCACCCUGCCCCACGGCACAUCACUGAAGAAGAGCUGAGGGUGCUGGAAGGCUGCUUACAUCGCUGGAGGAGUGAAGUGGAGAACGACACCCGUGAUCUGCAAGGCAGCAUAACCAGAAUCCACAGAACUAUUGAGCUUAUGUACUCAGACAAAUCUAUGAUGCAGGUUCCUUACCGGCUUCAUGCAGUUCUGGUCCAUGAAGGUCAGGCCAAUGCAGGCCACUACUGGGCUUACAUCUACGACCCCCAUCAGCGCUGCUGGAUGAAGUACAACGACAUCUCAGUCACUAAGUCAUCCUGGGAGGAGCUGGUCAGGGACUCCUUUGGAGGCUACCGCAAUGCCAGUGCCUACUGUCUCAUGUACAUUAAUGACAAGAAGCCAUUUCUUAUAGAAGAGGAGUUUGAUAAAGAGACUGGCCAGAUCCUCAGCGGCAUGGACAAACUGCCUCCAGACCUCAAGCAGUAUGUGAAAGAGGAUAAUGAGCAGUUUGACAAGGAGAUGGAAGAAUGGGACGCCAUGCAGGCUCGCAAGGCCCAACAAGAGAAGCUGGCCCUGGCUGCAGCAGCCGCCACAGUGGCGCCAUCCAGCACUUCCACCUCCUCUUCUUCUCCACAACCCAUGAGUAUGGAGUCCAGCCCUCCAGACAACACUGUACCACAGCAGGAUCCAGAGUACCUGGAGCAACCGUCACCUUCAAACGACUUGAAGCACCUGCAGGAAGACACGGAGAGAGCGAUCUCUAGAGCUGCUGCAGAGCAAGAGGAGAGGAGCCCGGAAGUCCUGUUAAAUGCUUCACCCCCCUCCCCCUCCACCCUUCAGCCUGAGGCCCAGAUGAGUGCUGCUUGUGCCACACCCUCUGACCUGGUCACAGAGGAUGAGUCCCCUUGCCAGCGCACCGUAGAAGUGGCCAUUCCUCAUGUGGGCACCUUUGUGAUUCAGUCAGAGGAGGGUGGUUAUGAUGACGAGAUAAUGAUGACCCCCAACAUGCAGGGUAUAAUUAUGGCCAUUGGCAAAUCCAGCAGCAUAUAUGAAAAGAACGGGCCUGAGGCAGCCUUUUUUAAGGCCAUCAAGCUGGAAUACGCUCGUCUGCUGAGGUUUGCCCAGGAGGAUUCGCCACCUGAGACGGACUACAGGCUACACCACGUCAUCGUGUAUUUCAUCCAGAACGAGGCGCCCAAAAAGAUCCUGGAGAGGACUCUGCUCACACAGUUUGCAGACAGAAACCUGGCCUUUGAUGAGAGAUGUAAGAGCAUUAUGCAAGUGGCACGAGCUAAACUAGACCUGAUUAAGCCUGACGAGGUCAACAUGGAUGAAUAUGAGAUUUGGCAUCAAGACUACAGGAAUUUCCGUCAGACAACAGUACUGAUGGUGACUGGGUUGGAGCUCUUCCAAAAGACAAAUUACGUGGAGGCCCUGAUGUAUCUCAUUUACUCGUACCAGUACAACAGGGAGCUUCUGGUGAAAGGGCUGUACCGAGGACAUGACGAGGAGUUCCUGGGAUAUUACCGCAGAGAGUGUUUGCUGAAAUUAAAUGAACAAGCGGCUGCCAUGUUUGAGACGGGAGAGGAGCCAGAGGUGACCACAGGCCUGGGCAUAAUGAACGAGCUGGUGGUGCCGUGUAUUCCUCUACUGCUAGCUCAGGAAACGGAGAAGGACCUGCUGGCUGUGGAGGACAUGAGGAACCGCUGGUGCUCCUACUUGGGCCAGGAGAUGGAAGCCAACCUCCAGGAGAAGCUCACAGACUUCCUCCCCAAGUUGUUAGACUGCUCAACGGAGAUCAAAAGCUUCCACGACCCUCCCAAGCUGCCCAGCUACUCCACGCUGGAGCUGUGUGAGCGCUUCGGCCGCAUCAUGGCCGCACUUGGCAGGGUGCCCAGCGAGGGAAGAUGAGCUCAGACUGUCCUUCAUCAUCCGGCCAGAAACCAAUGGACCUCUAUGAACCCAUGCCUUCCUUAUCAAUCCAGGGGUCACUCGCUUACGCUCUUAUUCCUCUGUUACUCUUUUGCUGCUAUAGGUUUUAUCACAAAUUUUAUUUCACAUUUCGUUUAAAAAGAACAGUAGAGGAAGGAUGAGGACGAGAUAAACUGCUGAGAGGGGAACGGUGAGAUUAAUCCCAUCGCGCUUCAGCUUUGCAACAAAAAAAGCUUCAAGGUUUUUCAUAGUUAAUAUUGUUGUUGCUGUUUGGUUCCAGCUUCCCCUGCCACACUAAUAACCCCCCCACCCCCGGUUCUCUGCCACUCGUUUGGUACAGUAUUACCAUGUUUUAUUUUUCUAAGAAAGUAAGGAAGAGAGCCUUCAGAAGUCUGGGCGGCUCAGAGGAUCUCAGAUGGUCUCAUGUCUUUCUGAACUGUGCCAGAAUGAGAUGUUUUAAGUGCUGUGGUAGACAGCCGCAGGUUUCCUGUGGCUUGUUAAUAAUUUGAGAGAAUAAAAUUUUAUUUAUGGCCCUUUUAG